UCCGUCCUCCUGUGGCUCCAGCCUGCAGAGUUUUCCCGUCCUGUGUCAGGAUAACAUCGUAAACGAGGACCACCUGACGGUAAGACCGGACUAAAUGGAAGCAGCGGAGGAAACUCUCACUUACCUAGAUGACACCGGACUUCACAGGAAGCUGCUCCCAGAGGACAAAGAUAAGGACAACACGGACAGUAGAGGCCAGGCCACCGAGACAAAAAGCGAGGAGUCCAACUAUGUGGAUCUGGACAUGAAACCGGACGGGGCAAGAACAGUGAAGGUUACUUUCACUGGCGAGGGGAACCAGCUCUCCGUUAUCAAAUACGACAGCUCCAAGCAGGGGACGGAGGACAAGCGGGCCUCCGUCUCCGCGCCUGUCUCGGGUGAGCCUCCACUGGAAACUCUGACCAAACUUCCCAACACUGAUCCGGGCUCAGAGAAUGACAAGCUGCUCCAGACCGAGCUCGACCCGAGUGACUGCAGCGAGCAUGUGUGCAGUGAGAGUGAUGAGCUCCAGUACACGGACAUGUAUCUGAACAGCAAAACGGAGUCUGAUGACGGGGUGCUGUCCGACCACUGCGGCUCCGACACCGUGGAGGACGAGUCUCACUAUAUCACCACGCACGAAAUCCAGUUGACCGAGCUCGACCACGACGUAGAUUACGACCUGGGGCGAGGGACCUGUUGGGAUUUUGAAGACGACAACCUGGUCUACUCCUUUGUGGAUUACGCCUCUUUUGAGAGCGAUGAAACGCAGGAGGGGACUUUGAUACUGGAGGGCAGGAGCCAGGCGAAAGUGCAGUCUAAUCUUGGUGGAGCAGUUGUCAGCACCGAGCAGGAGGAGGACAGUGAUCUUUGUGACUCGGACAAAUGCGCCAGUUCAGAUGAGAGCGUGUGCAAAAACCAAAUUUGCGGGGACGAAAAUACGGGGAAAAUCCAUCUAUCAAUAAAAACCUCCUCCAGAGCGGUGAACGAGCCCGUUGGUAUCCUUGACAACAGCACCUGUAGUUACACGAAACAUUUUGGAGACAGGAGCCACUUCUCUUUUGUGAGCUCUGGCGCCAGAGCGGGGCCCUCGGGCGAUAGAGCCCAAUAUUUCAUCCCUGCUCCGGGCCGUCAGCACCUUGCAACCAAACUGAGACGGAAAGAUAUUAAUGAGUAUUCCAGCGGAGCGUCCAGCUCCAUCAGUGAGCUAGAUGACGCUGAUAAAGAGGUGCGUAAUUUAACCGCCAAGUCUUUCCGGAGCUUGGCAUGUCCAUACUUCGAUGCCAUUAAUCUUAGCACCUCUAGCGAGUCCUCUAUGUCGGAAUAUGGGCUAAAUAAGUGGUCAGCCUAUGUGGACUGGAAUUAUGGAAACAUAUCGCGGGGAAGAGAGCGGAGCGUAAUUGCGCACAAGACUUCGAGCGCAAGACUGGAAAUGAAUAAGACUGUGGAAAGUAAGAGGCAUGGUAAGUCCGCAUUGAACAAGAGAACAACUUCUCAACAGUCUUCCUCUUCGAGCAAAAAGGUCGAACUGAAAGAUCCAGUUCAGCAAAAGCAGCGUGGAGUGACGCUGAAUUUCCGCUGCAACGUCGAAGCACCCGAAGGAACCAGGCGUCCAAAAUGCUCCAAGAACACACGAUCCAACGAGGUUACUGGGAGAUCAGGAAGUGAGAUGCAAUCUCAUCAGACAGACAGCAUGGGGGACACACACAAAAGGGCAAUUUUUGCAUCAAGUCUGUUGAAAAAUGUGAUUUCCAAAAAGAUGCAGUUUGAACAGGAGCGCAAAAUGGAAAGGGGUGAACUUUGUGACACAUACCCAGCACUCUCCCCAGAUAGAGGUCUGGGAAGAGGCUUGCAAAGACAAACCUCAGAAUCAGGGUCAGGAUUCACUGUUAAUUCUGCUGAUGACCAACACCUGGAGGGCAGCAGACCCAGUUCUUAUGAGCCGGCAGAGGAGCAGAAAAGCAACAAAGCACCAGAUGACUCAGAAAAGGGACAACAUGAGCCUCCAAAAGCAGCGCUCAGCCACAGCCAGAGUAGUGCAUUUAAUUCAUUGAAAGUAGAUGAGCCAGAACCUGUAAAGGAGGCUGAGCCCACAGCUGCAAGUGACGCACAGACUACAGCAAAGGAAGAUUUAGACACCAGCAGCAUGCUGACAAAACUGGUUUUUGUUCCGAGCUGCCGUCUUCUUUCAAAAGAGAAGGAUUUUACAGAAGACUUAGCAAGCCAAACACCUGUCACAGACACACCUGCUGUCCCACAGAAGAGUGAAAAAGAGUUCAAAACAGGCAAUAAUGGAAAAAUAAUAGAGAAAGAAGAAAACGAGAAGGGGGGGAAAACACCUGAGAUAAAAAUAUGCCUGAGAAGUGUGAAAGAAAAUAAAGGCUGUACACUGAAUAUUGCCAACCUGUUAACCCCUAAAAUAAGUUACAACACUGUUAACACAUUCAGGGCAGCAGGUGAUGCUAAAUACCACAUUUUAUCUGCAACAGAUAAAAUCCCCAACUUCACAGUUAGAGACAUAAGAGACACCAAAUGCCAAAAACACCAAAAGUUUCAAACACCAAUAUAUCAUGUCAGGGAUGUGCGUAAAUUAGUAAAAAGCUCAUACCUGGGUAAUAGUGACAGUAAAUGUUCCACAGCAGCUGAAAAACCUGAGGAAAAGGCCAAAAAAGAGCCGGUUAAACAUGUAUUACCAUCUCCCAUCGUGAUUAAAUGCCACUCUGUUAAAACAAAUGUAAAAUCACAGAAACAAGAAGAGGAAGGUGUCCCAUCUGAAACAUCCCAAAGUGAAAAUGCACCACCACACUGUAUGACUAGCAUGGUGCCACCUAUUGUAUCCAAACAGCUACACCCUGACCAAUCAGAAACCCAACCAAACACUGAAACCAAGCUGACAAAACAGAGGCAGGACAAGUUCACAGGUGAGACAGUCGAUAGGAGAAAUGAGCCUACUGUACCAAAACAAGCUGCGUUAGAGAAGCUUAAAGCUGCAGUCAAAACAAUGGAGCAGCUUUAUGUUUUUGAUAGAAAUGAAUGGAAGCGUAAAACUCAAGCUCCUCAACCCAUCAGAGACAGCCACGUGCUUUCACUUAUUGCCAGGGAGGAGCAGGGAGCAGAGGAGCUGGAGACAGCAAACACUGACAGGAUUCCACGGUCUCUGAUAAAUAGCACAGAAACAGGCAGACCACAGGAAGGGAAAGGUACUGUGAAUAUCGUACAUGUCCCGUAUAACGAUGACACUUUUAAAACACAAUCACAGCAAAGUAAAACAUUUAGUAACAGAAGUGUCCUUCAUUUUGGCAACAGCAGUAAGGCUCAUGUCAGCAUUAGUUCAGUUAGUAACUCUGUUCUACAAAGCCCUGCGCUGCAAACACCAUCGACUAUGAAAAGCUCCAAGACACCGGUGACUCCACUGUCAGUGAAAAUAGAGCCUCCGAAACACGGCCAGGUGGAGCAGGGAAAGGUCAAAAUCAGUGCCAGUAAUCCCACUGUCACACAGGGCUGCUCAGACUCGGAGAACUAUUUAACCAUACCAGGCCUGGGGUACACAAACGAAAUCAAACUGCUGAAUCGAGAGCCUGUGUCGAAGGGGAAUUCAAAUGUCAGUCAAGCCCACACAAGUGACAGCAAGAUGCCUGAGCAGAAAAGGUCUCCGUUAAUCCUGGAGUACCCGGCUACAAGCAUCUACCAUCACUCAGCAGCAGCAGCAACAACAAGGCCACAAACCCAACAGCAGGUGUUGUGCUUCUCUCCCACUGUGUCACCUACCUCUCCUACUGGAGAGACAGUCCCACAAACCCAGCGCAAGAUGCUUUUGGACCCCACCACAGGACACUAUUACCUGGUCGACACUCCCUUACAGGCCACCACUAAGCGACUGUUUGACCCUGAGACAGGCCAGUAUUUGGAUGUGCCCAUGCCACAUUCACCUGUGGCACCCAUCGCCCCUGUUCCUCCAGUGCCUCUCUCUUUGUCCCCGCUGACACUGAGUCCUGGAGCGUACGCCCCCACCUACAUGAUCUACCCAAGCUUCAUCCCCUCACCCACCCUCCCAGCUCAGGCGGUGUUUCCACAGUCUCCAUGCCACGCUGAGGAUGCAGGUGGAGACAAGGUAAAAAAUGCCAAAAGCCCAAGGCUGGAAAGUAAGACAACAGGUGCAGAGAGUGCAUAUUACAGUGCAACAGGCGAGGCUCCGCAUCUACCUGUGAGUUUGGGACAUGUGACCAGCAGAGGAAGUGCAGCAAGCUCCGAGAGGAAGCCGGUUAUCAGCAUCACGACACAACAAGGUCCAAGAAUCAUCGCCCCGCCUUCCUUUGACGGAACAACAAUGAGUUUUGUAGUGGAGCAUCGGUGACCAAGAAAAUAUCUCAUCAUACAUACAUCUCCCUUGAAGAAUCUUCAUUCACCGUAAGUGCAGUUUUCACCCAUCACUCCACCCUGUGCUCCCCCGGACAACUUCCAACAAUAACAAUUUCUACCCCCACUCCGUUGUGUUGUUUAUCCUUGCAGCAGACAUUACUGUAUUCUCUAUGCAUUGCAGCACUUUGUAGGGUAAACGCAUUCGGCCACAUCCUCUGGCUAAUGCUCUGCCAUGUUGCUAUAUGAAUCAGCUUUGUAAUACUUUCCAUUCAGCUGCUGCCAUGAACACUUAUCUCUGUUGAAAUGCUGUUUGGGCCCUACACCAUGUCUAUUCAAAAGGAAACAAGGCAGGUCUUCUAUUACAGUUGAGUGCUACUCAUCAUCCAUUUUAUUACUGAGUUUAAUGUUAACAUGUCUUUAAAGCAACUCUAUGUAACUUUUGAAAAGAAAGAAAACAUUUUCCUUUUACCAAUGAAAAGUUCAACUCAUAAGCAAUGAUGUGCAACCUUGCUAAAAUCAGAACACUCAGGGGAUUAGCUGCUACAAUCCGUCUUGACAUGGUACAACAGGGACUAACUGACAUUACCGAGUCAAUUUGCUGACAUUAUCACUCUAGUUUAGUUACUGUUAAAAUAUGUUUUAGGAUGUCACAGAUAACCCUUUCAGAGGUUUUAUCAGAUGGUAAAACGAGAGGGAAACACAACAUACUAUACCUCACCAUGAGAGGUUACCAGUUGGCUUUGUUGCCAGUUUAUCCCAAUGUGACACUGCAACAAAAACUCCCUUGCAGCCCAGAAAGCAUCGAUAAUAGACCCAGGUUAACCUGGGUACAUGUUCAAAGCCUCUAUUGCAAAUGUGACAUCUUUGGCAAGCAAAGAAUCCACUGGUAGGCACCGGGGGUAAAGGAUGCCGUCAAGCAAGCACAUCAGCAGUAAUGCGGAUGCUGCACCAGACUGUUGUGGUGAAGAGAAAGCCGAGUCUGAAGGUAAAGCUCUCAAGCUUUCCUCAUGACUGAGGAAGGAGCUUACCUUGCUUAGCCUGUCAACAUGAUCCUGGAUUGGCAGCAUCUUGGAGUCCUGUAUCCAGUUCUCAUAAUAAAUCCAUGGUCCUGAGUAAGGUUGCUAAUAGUGAUGUUUUUAAGCAAGUGACUCAAGGUCAGGGUCACAGUGGCUAAAUGGUUACAUAGUCUUACUUUAAUUCACGCAAUAAGAUAAUUAAUUACAGUAAAUAAAACCUAUGAUGUAUAUUUUACACAGUUUUCUGAGGACAGGGACCAUAUGUCUGCACUGAAUUAAAAGAAUUACGGAUAAUGUUGAAUCACUCCAUCUUUUCUCUCACAGUAACAGUCAGAAGAGCAAUUAAAAUUACUGUAUUUCAAAAUAUCAUAUUUUAGAGAUGUCCCAAGUAAAUAUUAAUCAAAUUCUAUAUAUCUGACAUUCAUGUGUUUCAAAUUAUUACUCUCUACACUACACUAUUUUUUCACAUUCACAAUAACAUUUUCUUGUCUUUCAGGACUUAGUGGCUCAUGUUCUACUUCUAAAUGUAUCCUGUGUCAUGACUCACAAAAUGCUCCUAAUACCUAUACACAACUGAUGCGCUGUAUGAAGUGGUGUAUGCUAAAUUUUUAAAAGCACGCUCCUUGUAUGUUACAGUGAGAAGAACAGAGAAACACACCAGGUGUGUUGCUCAGAUGUAGCAGAGCUGGGACUAUGGUUUAACAGUGUACUUAGGUCACUAAGUAGUGUUGGGCCUAAUGAGUCAGAGCCAGCUCAGACAAUUAGGGGAUAACUUCCUCUAAUGGUGUUGGUUUAUUUUACACUUUUGUGUAAUGAGAUAGGAGUUAGUGCAUGUGCGUCUGAAUGUGUUCGUGUUUGUGGCAGAGUUAUGUAUGGCAUUUCGGCAUUCUGUGAGCGUACAACAAGGAGUCAUGUUACUUUGAUGUAGACAGGAGCGUACAGACUGUAUGUGUUGGGUGUGUCUUUACACUUUACACACAGCAAUACCAUUUUCUCUUGUUUAACCCCCUUGACCUCUUUCACUUAAAUGUGUAUAAAGUGAGGUUUUCAUGAAAAUGAUCCAUGAACUGAUAACAUGCAGACAAUAUUUGAAGAUUUACAGAUCUGUCCUGUUUCCUUUUGAAUAUGCAAUGGGGUAUCAUAGUUUAUUGUGCUUUACUUGACUCAGAUAUACCAGCAUCCUAUGUAGAAAUAAUGCAAAUGAUAGAUUGCUGUUUUUAGCAUGUUUCAAAACUAAACACAUUUUAAAAAGGUAUUUGGAGCUGCUGGUCAGUCUAUGUACCUUCAUUCUGUAAAAUACAUGUUAUUAUGCCUCUGUGACAACAGACUGUAUAAAAAAAUUGCCCUAUGAGUUGAUUUCAUUAUAAGUGAUAUGACUUCAUGCAGUGAUUUGGAAGACUUGUUGUUGACAUUGCAGUAGAUUGGACAUGGUUUGCUCUUUAGAGCAACUUGAUGUUGCAACAUUUAAUGCAUUUUGAGGUGAAAUGUAACUUAAAUUUGUACAUUUAAUGGUCACAUUGUCAUUCUUAAUAAUAGUAUUUUCAUUAUUAUUAUAAAUUAAUUUGCCCCUCAAGCAGGAGAGAGCAGUGCAAGUAAAAAAGUUAUUUAUUUAAAAAUUAUAAGAUCUGUUUUGUAAAAAUUACUUUUAAUAAAUUUUAAAAAACUCCAUAAAUUUUGCCAAGAAUCCAAAGAAUAAAGCAACCAAAGCAAUUUUUUUUUUAGUAUGAACAAGUCAAAAUUGAGAGAUGUGAUAGUCUACCUCCUGUCAUAGAGUUUUAAAAGUGUGUGCUUGAAUAGCAAGUUGCCCAAAUGUGGAAGAUAAGAAACAUAUUUUACUAAUUUCAGAGAAUUUAUUUUAGCACAUUAACAUAUAAUUUUUGAAACCCUGUGAAAAAUAACUAAAUCAAAAAUAUAUUUUAAUUUGUUAACUCCAAUAAACCAGCUAUUCUAAUGUUGUCAUAAACAUACAACUCACAAAAAUCUUUCUCCCGGUUAUUAUUCGUUUCUUGUAUGACCUUUAUCUGUGAAUAAUAAUGUACUUAAUGCACUUGGAUUGUCACUAUUUUGUCGCCAGCACUGACAGCAAUGAAUGGCUGUAAACCUUGGUGAUAGCAGGAGCACUAUGUCGACUUAUUGUAAAGUGAAACAUUUUUAAUAGUUUCUGAUGAAUUUUGCCCAAAGAUGCACUGUAACAUAGAUAAUAUCAUGUGUUUUAAAACAUUCUUCCAGAUGUCCUCCAACAAACAUGCUCACUUUGAAGUUAAAUAUGGGAAACUGACUGUAUUGAAGCUUGCUUUUGUCUAAAAAAAAAAGGGUUAAGUGAAGGUGAGAUGGUUUGAGAUAAGUGAAUGUGAAUGUUCAAAGCAAAAGGGUGCGUAUUUGAAUGAAAUGUCUCAUUGGCUAUACAGUCAUAAAGUUGCAUUGUAGGCUAUAUGUUUUAUGCCUGAUGUCAACUGUGUUGCGUGUCUGCCCCCGAAAACGACAAAGGUCAGGAUGACAGCAGAGAGGUACCUUGAAAGGAGAAGUAAGUGCUGUGUUUGCACUUACACACUUGAAAGCAAAAUGAUAAAUGAGUGGAAUGUAGACUGACAAGCCUACAUAUGUUUGCAAUAAAUUCAAAAUGCAAGCUA
Seriola aureovittata is the source of this 7984-nucleotide messenger RNA. RefSeq lists its product as uncharacterized. Bases 95 to 4333 code for a protein of 1412 amino acids. The record is from RefSeq and is a predicted model, not a curated record. Lineage: Eukaryota; Metazoa; Chordata; Actinopteri; Carangiformes; Carangidae. The transcript has 2 exons.